AUGGCGGCCGUGCCACUGAAGCCAUGGAUGGCCGUACCACAAAAGCGACUAGUUGACGCGCGACUGAUAGAUCCCAAGUCUGGGGAUGUACACGAGCAUGUUACGAUAGAUCUAUGGAGUGGUGUGAUUCGCCACAUGUCAAAACUAUCAGGCCAGCCAUCGCCAGGUGAUGAUGCCAUGUCAUGGACUCAGGGCAGCGACAUCGUCGUUGUAAAUCUCGAAGGUCGGUUUGUCAUGCCAGGACUGAUGGAUUGCCAUGUCCACCUCGCAACACCGUCAGGAGAGGAUGGGCUCAAGGAUACUGUCAACCAGGACCCAGACACAUCACUUAUUCGACAACCAUAUCUGGCCCACCAGAUGCUGAAGCGUGGCUUCACCUCCAUCCGCGAUUGUGGAGGUGCUGGACUUGCUCUUGAAGAAGCAUUAGCCGAAGGCCUGUAUCCUGGUCCUCGGCUCUUCACUUCCGGUCAUGGCAUCUCUCAGACUGGUGGCCACGGCGACCUGCGCUCCUCCAAAGAUAACGAGUAUGCCUGUUGCGGAGGUAAUACCCACGGACUUGGUCGCAUUGCCGAUGGAGUGGAACAAUGCUUGCAUGCCGCGCGAGAGGAGCUACGCCAGGGCGCUGACUUCAUCAAGAUCAUGGUCAGCGGGGGUGUGGUCUCGCCCACCGACAAGCUGACGAGUCUGCAAUACACACCUGAGGAGAUCAGGGCGUUCACCAAAGUGGCCAGCGAUUCUGGCACAUGGGUGACUGAGCAUGCGUACAGGCCAGCCGCGAUUCGCAAUGCUGUCGAAAAUGGCGUUCUCGGCAUAGAGCAUGGCAACCUCAUCGAUGAGCCAACUGCGAAGCUCAUGGCCGAGAAGGGUGCAUAUCUGACACCAACUCUGGUCGCCUACGAGACCAUGGCAUCGAAGGACUUUCCUGGCUUUCUUCCUCCCUCCAUCGCCACCGAGAACAUCCAAGUCCUCGAGGCAGGCCUCAAGAGCAUACAGAUUGCGGAUGCCGCCGGAGUGACCAUGUGCUACGGCUCAGAUCUACUCGGUCCUUUACAGAUCAGGCAAACGGGCGAAUUUGUGCUGCGGAGGAAAGCUGGUCUGAGCGCUCUUAAGGUCUUGCAGAGCGCCACCGUCAAUGCGGCGAAGAUGUUGCGGCACGAAGACAAGCUCGGUCGCGUGAAGGAAGGCGCCAUGGCUGAUUUGCUGAUCCUUAACGCAAAUCCGCUUGAGGACAUCAGUGUGCUUGAUCGGCCAGAGCGACACCUGUUGGCAGUAUUCAAAGAUGGCAGAUGCCUUCAUAGCCGCUGGCCGAAGUUUACCCCGGAAAUAGAGCGAGCGGAGUUGAUUGAGUGA
Fulvia fulva is the source of this 1350-nucleotide messenger RNA. RefSeq lists its product as uncharacterized. Lineage: Eukaryota; Fungi; Ascomycota; Dothideomycetes; Mycosphaerellales; Mycosphaerellaceae. The record is from RefSeq and is a predicted model, not a curated record. The transcript has 2 exons. Gene Ontology annotation, molecular function: hydrolase activity, acting on carbon-nitrogen (but not peptide) bonds. The coding region runs from base 1 to 1350 and encodes 449 amino acids.